Molecule: messenger RNA, 762 nt
Organism: Cloeon dipterum
Lineage: Eukaryota; Metazoa; Arthropoda; Insecta; Ephemeroptera; Baetidae
Product: ubiquitin-like domain-containing CTD phosphatase 1
Exons: 4
Coding region: 90-749 (219 amino acids)
Biological process (GO): protein dephosphorylation
Cellular component (GO): nucleus
Molecular function (GO): protein serine/threonine phosphatase activity
Source: RefSeq, a predicted model, not a curated record
CCUCUCCUGGCAGAUAUUCAAAGAAUCAUGCCUAUUCACCGAAUGCAGACAGUGUUUCCACAUCAGCCGAGAGCGUAGCAGCUCGCUGCAUGAUUGCAGAGUUUUUUGCAGAAUUCAACAAUGCAAACUGCCUUGAGUGCUCGACUUCAUUGUCAACCCCUUUCAUAAUGGUUCGAACUCGCGUUUCCGCGAGGCGAACGCAGCUUUACAAAAUAAAGCUGAUUAAUCGGAUUCGGCGGUCGAAGAAGCUGCUCGUGCUCGACCUGGACCACACCUUGAUCAACGAUGACUCGGACGAGGUGGUACCUGUCACCAGACCGUACUUGCGGCGAUUUUUGACUUCGGUCUACAAACACUACAACCUCGCCAUCUGGUCAGCGUCGUCGAUGAAACGAAUCAAAAGGGUCUUAAAGGAGCUGGCCCUGGACAAAGACCAACGCUUCAGAUUCAGUUUCCUCGUCUGCCACAAAGCGAUGCGCAGCGUCAAGAAGGGAGGAAAAAGCGUUACAACCAAGCCCCUGGCCGUGAUUUGGGAAAAUUUCUGUCGAUGGAGCGCCAAAAACACGAUAAUCAUCGACGACAAAGAUGAAAACUUCCUGAGAAAUCCGAGAGAAGGACUGAAAAUCAAAAGAUUCGAGUGCGAACGGCGUGACCGGGAGCUGCGGAAGCUGUCCGUAUACUUGAGGAAAAUCUCCAAAUACAGAGACUUUCGAGUUCUAAACCACAAGAAGUGGAAGAACUGCUAUUAAAAUUUCAUAUUUU